This is a messenger RNA of Camelina sativa (false flax), 1102 nucleotides long. Lineage: Eukaryota; Viridiplantae; Streptophyta; Magnoliopsida; Brassicales; Brassicaceae. The record is from RefSeq and is a predicted model, not a curated record.
GGAGCAGCGAGGUUGGCUUUAAUAGCGGAAGAAGUUUGCUAUCACGAUGUGAUUCCGAAGAUUACAACUUACCUGAAGAAUAUGAUUGAGCCGUGGUUAGAUGGGAGUUUUAAAGCAAACGGGUUUCUGUAUGAUCCUAAAUGGGGAGGUUUGGUCACGAAGCUAGGAUCAAAAGAUUCACAUGCUGAUUUUGGGUUCGGUAUGUAUAACGAUCAUCAUUAUCAUGUAGGGUACUUUCUCUACGCUAUUGCCGUGCUUGGUAAGUUAGAUCCUUUGUGGGGAGAGAGAUACAGAGCUCAAGCGUACAGUCUAAUGGGGGAUUUCAUGACAUUGGGGGAAAAAGGUGAUCAUUCAAAUUCAAAUUCUAGUUAUCCCCGUUUAAGAAAUUUUGAUCUUUUCAAGUUACACUCUUGGGCUGGAGGGUUAACGGUUUGGGACGGAAGAAAUCAAGAGAGCACGAGUGAGGCCGUAAACGCUUAUUACUCCGCCGCUUUGUUAGCGCUAGCUUACGGGGACACACAUCUGGUGGAGACGGCUUCAACGAUCAUGACGCUUGAGAUACACGCCGCGAAGAUGUGGUGGCAGGUGAAGGAAGGUGACGCUAUGUAUCCUAAAGAUUUCACGGCUGAGAAUCGUGUGGUUGGUGUUUUAUGGUCUACAAAGCGAGACAGUAGCCUAUGGUUCGGGCCUAAGGAGUGGAAAGAGUGUAGGCUCGGGAUACAGCUCUUACCGAUACUUCCGGUGUCGGAAAUUCUCUUCUCAGAUGUACAAUUCGUGAAGGAGCUCGUGAAGUGGGCUUUGCCUGCGUUGCAUAGAAACGACGUCGGAGAAGGCUGGAAAGGAUUCGUAUAUGCUCUGGAAAGUCUUUACGACAAAAAAGGCGCUAUUAAGAAGAUUCAGAAAUUAAAUAAGUUUGAUGAUGGAAACUCUUUGAGUAAUCUAUUGUGGUGGGUUAACAGUAGAGACUGAUCUCAUGGGUGGUGUUUGUUCAUUGUUGUUCGAUUUUCGUUUUUUUGGUUGUUUAACUAAUGUUGCUUUGUAAAGCAAAAGUUGGUUCAUCUCAUCACAUAAUGUGAGAUUUUAGACGGUUUCAAUGUUUACC